AUGAACAAUAGUAACGCUGGAAGCAAGUCGAGGUUGCCAGUCGUAUCUUGGUUACGAAGAACGGAGUAUAUCAGUUCAGAGACACCUACCGGCGCAGGAAAAGGCGCAUAUAAAGACACUAUCAAGAAAAAGAAGGUUGAGGUUGAUAGCUCGAGAGAAGGACAGAUCAGGGCAAUUGAAAAGACAUUUGAACGAUUUUAUAGGAAAUCAUCAUCAGGAUCAUCAACACCAUUAUCAGAAGAAGAGUUCUUGGCUAAUCUUAAACAUCCAACAAAGCCAGGCAUUACUGCAGUCGAGUCAUUACCUAUUUUCCCAGACUUUACUAUUUGGGGCAAUGAUUAUACGCUAGUGACAUUUGAUGUCGAUCCAGAGAUGACUAACGACCGACCUGUUCAGAUCCAGGAUGAAGGAUCGUCUGCGAAUAGAGCGCAGCGAUCAUCGAACGCUUUAAUCAAACCUAUGCAUAAUGCUAAUGAUCCAGAGACUUGGCUGGCUUACUACUUACCCGAUAUUGAGACUGCAAGGGAGAUUAACCAUCGCAAGCGAACUCGUGCACAACUUGAGGCCAGUGGUUUACACAACCCUGAUGAUGAUGAGGAUGAUACAACAGAGAGAGUAUAUAGCUUGCAGCGUGAUUACACUUAUACGACCAUCCCCUGUUCAUAUUUAUCACAGCUCGUGUUCACAUUCAGAGAUUUGCCCGAGUCCACUAGUGGCGGCGGUGGACAAAAGGCUGCGUUCUAUAACCCGAUGCAAUCCAAGCUCAUGCUGCGCAAAAAACGAGUUAAUCGUUAUGAGGAUGAUGAUCCACCUAUCACCCAUAUUGAUGUGACAAGCCGACGCAUGAAUUCAGAUGAACUAGCAGCGAAGCGGGAUGCAUUAGAAGCCAUUGGACUUUAA
Lobosporangium transversale is the source of this 900-nucleotide messenger RNA. Its product is annotated as RNA polymerase II-associated. The transcript has 4 exons. NCBI's taxonomy places the organism in Eukaryota, Fungi, Mortierellomycota, Mortierellomycetes, Mortierellales, Mortierellaceae. Gene Ontology annotation, biological process: transcription elongation by RNA polymerase II. The record is from RefSeq and is a predicted model, not a curated record. Gene Ontology annotation, molecular function: RNA polymerase II complex binding; chromatin binding. Bases 1 to 900 code for a protein of 299 amino acids. Gene Ontology annotation, cellular component: Cdc73/Paf1 complex.